AUGGCAUACAACCGACAGGUCGAGGCCUUCAGAGAAGAAGAGUAUCCUAUGAUGAGAGCUAUCUAUGCGAAGUCUCUGAUAGACAAGUUUUCCAAAGAGAUGGUGGGAAAUCUCUUUGGCAACCCACACUCCGCCUCAGCUCCAGCACAGCUUUCUGGGUUUGUCGUCGACUCUGUGCGUGAAAAGGCAUUAAAGUUCCUUGGAGCCGAUCCCGCUCAUUUUGACCUCGUCUUCACCGCAAAUGCUACCGCAGCAAUCAAAUUGGUCGCAGAAAGUUUCAGAGACUUAGCGCUAGAGAGCUCAACGUCAGGAUCAUUCUGGUACGGCUAUCAUAAAGAUUCCCAUACGAGUCUCGUUGGUCCGCGAGAGCAUACCAAUGGACAGCAUCACUGCUUCACUACCGACCAAGAAGUGGAAGACUGGUUACUCGGUUAUAGAUCUUUACCCGGGAGAAGGGAAGAUGAUGAAACGCCAGGAAUUUUUGCAUUUCCCGGACAAUCAAAUAUGACCGGUCGUCGAUUACCACUCUCCUGGAGUAAAAAAUUACGGGCAUCUACUCGUAUUUCACACCAAAAUACUUACUCGCUCUUGGAUGCUGCGGGCCUCGCAACAACCGCUCAACUUGACUUUAGCGAUCCAGAUGCGGCUCCUGACUUUACAGUCCUUUCAUUUUACAAAAUAUUUGGUUUUCCCGAUCUGGGAGCUCUGAUAGUUCGCAGAAAAUCUGCUCACAUCUUGACUUGGCGCAAAUACUUUGGUGGCGGCACAGUGUCAUCUCUGACAGUACUUCAUGAAGCAUCUUACCACAGAAAAGAUGCCACGAUUCAUGAUGGCUUAGAAGAUGAACAGUUAGCCAACCGGAAAGACAUAUACGUAAGAGCUGGCGGGCUUUGCAAUCCUGGAGGCAUUGCAAGUUACCUCAAGGUAGCACCCUGGCAUUUCAAGCGAGCUUGGUCAGCUGGCCACCGAUGCAGCGAAUCUGACAACACUGAGAUAAUCAAUGGUAAGCCUACGGGUGUGGUGCGAGCCAGUUUAGGAGCUAUGUCGAUCCUUGCCGAUGUCGACAAUUUCCUCGCCUUCAUGUUGGAAACCUUUGUUGAAGACUCAGAGCAAUCGCUUAUCAUUACAGCGCAGCCGCAAAAUAAAUCACUAAUGGUCAGAAAUCAAGGAGCCGUUGGCCCAGUUGUCGUAAAAGUACCAGGAAAUUGGCCUAUCAGAGAGCUUUUUCCCCUCAGCACGGAGCUGAGACAGAGCCCCAGGGAACGGCCACUGCGAAGAUAUGAAUUGUACGAUUACGAGAUUAAUCGGGAGAGACCACGGACAAGUCAUUCAACAACCUAUCAUUCGCCAGUGCAUCAUCUUUCAACCGGGUCAAAUGAUAGUGCGAUAGUGAUGUCGGCAACGGAAGUGAAAUAUUUGGACGAGGUGAAUAAAAGAGUGGGCCACAAAACUUGGCCCGAGAAACGGGAAAGAAGGCAUUCGAAUGAAAAUGAAAAGGGAAAAUCAAAAGAGUCACGGCCGACGGAAGAAAAGGGAAAGAGACCGGAAAAGACGUUAUCGAAAGCCAAAAGUUUUUGGGGCUUGAAUAAGGUCGUCAAGGGCAGGAGCAAAGGGUGA
This is a messenger RNA of Sclerotinia sclerotiorum 1980 UF-70, 1617 nucleotides long. RefSeq lists its product as hypothetical. Gene Ontology annotation, molecular function: molybdenum cofactor sulfurtransferase activity. The transcript has 3 exons. The coding region runs from base 1 to 1617 and encodes 538 amino acids. NCBI's taxonomy places the organism in Eukaryota, Fungi, Ascomycota, Leotiomycetes, Helotiales, Sclerotiniaceae. Gene Ontology annotation, biological process: molybdopterin cofactor metabolic process. The record is from RefSeq and is a predicted model, not a curated record.